Molecule: messenger RNA, 5838 nt
Organism: Amoebophrya sp. A25
Lineage: Eukaryota; Dinophyceae; Syndiniales; Amoebophryaceae
Source: the annotation of a GenBank genome assembly
AUGGACCCAGCAGCUGCCGGUAGUUUCGCUUCGCCGCCUCAGUUUCAGCAGGCCGCUCCAGCAAAUGGUGCCGCGCCUCAAUCAUGGUAUUGAAAUUGAUUACGGGUUCAACUUCCAUGAUUAUAGAGCAGGAAUAAAUUCGAAUUUGUAUUCACGCGUACUAGUAGUUGCCACAAAAGAGAGAAUAUAUAUAAAUCUUGUUGAGUCGAAUUCAAAAGAAAACCACGAAGACGUUCUUUAUCUUGAUGUGCAAAACGCGAUUGAUUUUUCUCUGACCUUCUAAAAAAACAGGGCACCAGGAACCGCGCCAGGUGGAACAGGUGGAAGCGCACAGGCGGGAUCAUUAGUAGAGACUACACAGUCACAGUCAGCGAUAGCUGCAGGUACUCCUGCAAUUAACCCGACGAGUGCUGUAACUACAGGAGGGCCAGGCAAUCCAAUAGGGUCUGCUGGUGCAACAGGAGCAGCAUCAGCAGGUGUUGUAUGUCCUCCUACAACAGACGGCCAACAACAGGCUGCGUCUCAAGUUGUACAAGUUAAUAAUACUUAUACUUCUGCUUCUGCUACAAUGCAUGGUGCAACGCCGCCACAGGCUCAGCCACAGGGGCAAGCACCUCAAGGCAGUAGUCCACCACAUGCACCACCACAACCCGCGCAACAUUUGCUGAUGAACAAUCAACAGGGUGUCGGAGGAGGAGGCCCUGUUGGAGGUGCUGGGGCGGCAGCUGGGAGUCAACCAAUAGCUCAACCACAACAAGGGACACCUCCGCAGCAGUCAGCUGCUGUAGUGGCUACUUCGGUUCAGCAACAGCAGCCACAGGCCGCGACACCGCCUCAACAACAGACACCACAGCCGACCCCACCACCACCGCCGCCACCUCAGCAGCAGCCUCAACUGCAGACAACUUCUGUGGCACCGCAACAGAUGCCGCAAUCACAACAGACGAUGGCGGCGCAACAACAGAUGCAACAGCAACCUCCGGGAGUAGCUGCGCCUCAGCAGCAGGCUCAAAUACCACCGCCACAACAGCUGGCACACCAACCAAUGCAACAGCUAGCUCAACCACAGGGAUCACAACAGCCGGUGAUAAUGGCCGCACAACAGCAGCAGCAACAGCACUAUAUGCCAGCAAGUGGAGCUGCCGGUGUGACAUUGUCACAAAAUCUGUCAAUGACACCACCUGCAGGGACAUCACCACAGUCCACUGCGGCCGUCAUUCACAAUAGUCUUCCACAAGGUCAAGGAGGUGCAAGUGAUGCUGUGCCGCAACAAGUGCAACAAAACACUACAAGCAGUGCCAGUGCAGUCGUGACCAUGCAGAUCCCCCCACAAGCACAACCUCCGGCUCCACAACAACACAUAAUCCAACAACAUCCGCCUCAACAACAUCCGUCUCAACAAGCACAAGGUCCUCCUCAACAACAGCAACAACAACUUCCGCCACCUACCUCUCAAACUCAAGUACAACAACAACAACAACAACAACAGCGUUCCUCAACAAUGACAGGAGAACUACAACCUCAAGCUCCAGCUGCGCCUACAGCUGCGGGUGCAGAACAACAGCCAGCUCCUGUGGCCUCAGCGGGUGGUGGAGCAAGUGGUGGCAACAUUUCUUCUGGCGCUUCACAGCAAAGUGCCAUGAACCAAGCAACGCCGCCACCAGCACAGCCAGCAACGAGAGGUAGUCCGGCCGAUGGGGCGUCGCCAGGCGACACGGCAGCAAGUAGAAGUCUCCUCGCUACCAGAAUGCCAGUGUCGAAUGCUGCAGGAGGUACUAUAACAUAUGACGGGUAGAAAGCUCCUUGAUGUAGUUUCUAGAGCAGUAGGAGUAGCCAACCAUGAACACUUCUUGAGAUACAUUCAGAAUUCGUGUUCGCAGAAUAAUCUCAAUAAAUUCAAAUAAAAAAUGAAACAACAAUACAAAAAAAACCCACACCUCUCAGGUCCUCAAUCUGCGUCUGGAUCAGGAAGCAACUCAAAAGCGACCACCAUGCCUGACGAGGCGACGCACAUGUUUGCGACUGCUGGUCGAUUCAAGAUUUUCAACGACAAGCAGCCGAAUUUUCAAAUGGGUGGAAGGUAUUUCUUCGUUAUACUUAUAUUUUUUCACUUUUUAGAUAGUCGUUGUACUUCUAGUAUGUUUCUAGAGCGGAACCGGAAGACCCUUUUUUCCUCCACCGCAUACAUUUUGGUUAUACCACCCUUUUAGUUUUACCACACCCUCAAAAAUCCCCCCUCCCCCAGUUCCUCGAGCACCGCCGUGAUGGGAGGCGGACCAAAGGAAGCCGCACCUCACACCUUUUUGACUAUCGAGUCCUUGGCUGGUGUUGUUGGGAGGAUAAUAGAGCAACAGCUAGAAGUCAGCAGAACGCAACCACGGUUGUCAGGAGAAGGGGAGUCACCUGAGUCAAUUCGGAGACCUGUUGCAGAAUCGGACCCUCCCUUGCGGAGAGACGCGCACAAGUUCCUGGAUCAGAUAGAUGAAGUAAUAUUUUUUACCUACCUGCUACCUGUAAAAACUUGAUCCUGUAAACAUAGCUUGAUACUACUUACGAAUACUCGUCUUGGAAAUACUAAUAAUUGUGGCUUACCUACUUAGACGUGUAGCUCCAUAGAAAUUUUGGGAUAAAAUGGAGACGGGGACAACAAGUUGCAAAUCAACAUAAUUCGUCGACAACUAAAAAUUUUGAAUCUCUCUCACGACCUUGAAUGAAAUAACUCAAACGAGGACAUCGACAUCACAUAUCUUCAACAACUACAACAGACCUUAGCGCAACUGACGCUCACCGAGGAGGAACUGACGAAGGCGAAAAGAGAGAAUCAGGACUUGAAAAGGGAGAAUCAAGAUUUGAGGCAAAAGGUGGAGGAGUCUGACGAAAGGAUAGCGGAGGAGCGAGAGCGCGCAGACGAAAGGCUAGACGAAGUGCAACGAAAAGCAGCUCGCAGAGAAGCAGAUUGGAUGACCGAGCGCGAAGGCUUCUACGAACUGAAAGACCAAAAUAAGCGGGAAAAAGAACAGCUGAAAGAGGAGGUGAAGAAAAUCAAGAAACUUCUCAGCGAUGAAAAGACAUUGAGGGAAGAAGCGGAUGCUGCGGUACUUGUUUGAGUGGCCUACUUGGAUCUGAUGCUAUGAAGAUUGACGCCUAAGUACUUGUUGUGGGAUGUUAGUUUCUGGACGAAGCAUGCACCUCCUCCUCCAGCAACUUCUAUUUGGAGUUUAUCAUGAUUCACAUUGACAACUAUCAUCUUCAUCCUUACAAGAAUCAAAAUGAAAAUCAUUAUCUUCAACUUCUCCACAGCUUGCCACUUUGCGAGAGGAGAACGAGACGACGCUUAAGGAGGCUAUCGAAAAAGCGAAACAAGAGGAGCGCGACCGCAUGCUCAAAGAACUGCAGAAGAACUCCUCCAGCACAGCCGAACGUAAUACUAAUCCCAGCACCAACAUAACAGCAACAGUUGGCGGACCACUAUCAUCGUCAUCUAGUGGUGGAGGUCCUCCUGGCGCUUCUCCAUCUCCUUCUCCACCACCUCCUCCUAAUCCCGCACUUUCCACUUCAACCACUUCUAUCGCACCAAACAGUACUGCUCCACCUAGCGCUGCACCUAGUCCCGCCCCUAGUGCUGCCUCAGCUGUGCCCGCUCGUCCUCCUCAGACAACUUCCGUUUCAUCCAGUAAUAGCAGUACAGCUCAAUCUCAAGCUCCUCCAGCUCCACAAGAAAGCAACUCAUCUUCAAGAAUGCCAACUUCUGUCCCUGGUGACCUUUCAUCCUCUCACUCCCAACAGCAUAAUUCGUCCUCAUGUAGUAUAUCGACAAAUGCUGUUGUAGAUAUGAAUGAAAAAAACAAUAGGGACGUUGCUGGGCUUCUUCAGGGCAAUUGUAUCCAAAUGAAUGUCAAUGUCUCUAGUGCAGCAAGAGCUGUGCCUGAGCACGAUUUGAGGCUCGACCGAAACGCUACGAGCAGCGCAGAGCCGACUCCAGCGCAUAUACAACAUCAAACGCAUGCUUCUUCAGCGACAUCACAAGUGCCUAGUGGUGGGUCGUCGUCAGGGGUUGCGGGACGACCACCUAUGACUCCAGGGGCACAACCAGUUGUACCGAAUGCAAUAAGUAGUAAUACGCCACAUCAGCUUCACAGUAAUCUGCAAAGUACGACUUCGUCUUCCACCACGCUAGGCGGGGCAGCGGAGCAACUACUGCUGAGCAUGAAGAAUCUUAGCCAGGCAGCUCCACUCUCGACUGGAGGAAGCAGGCAGCUCCACGCAUCAGACUCUGUCGGAUCGUCAAUAAGCACCUCUUCUGGGGCUAUACUUGAUGGUGGAACAGGUUCUGGAAUCCAAACGUUGAACCGCACACCAGAAGAGGAUUAUGGUACUACGACUAAGAGCAUGGGCGGCAAUGGCACCAAUGGCGUUGUAGGUGGUAGAGUUAUUUCUGGUCUUGAAGAUCUUUUCGUAACGCAACACUCGACUACCAGUUAUAGUGGAGAUGAGUCAUUGCAGGAACGUGAGUCUACCGGGAGCUCAACCGGGAAGACAGCGUCAUGUCAGUCAGCUGCAGCGAGUAUGGAAAGCCUCACACGACUGAACCAGCAGAAGAUCUCAUCUUCCGCAAAUAUGAAUCCAUCGUUGACGUCAAAGCAACAAGAAGAACGAAAUGGGAACAAGAUGAAUCAACAAGAACGAAAUAGGCAAAAUGGUUUUUAUCAUGUUCCAGGAGGACGAGGACAAGAAGGACAUCAAGGACAUGAAGCCGCUCCUCCUCCUACCGAUGGUACAGAUAAUGCUGCCCAGCGAUUGUUGAGAAGGACAACAAGCCAGAAAGAUGAACCUGGACGAGAAGGUAAAAAUAGUGCGCGGAUCGACGACAUCUUAUCGGACCGUCCCUCGCGAAAUUCAGAUUUGGACUUUCUCAAGACUGAAACUAGAAUGGGUACUAUGGGUUCGCAGUCACACCACACAACAUCAUCGUCGUCGAGCUCGAGACAACAAGUAGAAGCACAACUACAAGGACAAGGACAUCAACAAGGACAACAAGUACAAUCUCCAGCUCCAGCUCCACGGCCUCUUGAGUAUAAUUUUGCAGCCCCUCCUUCGAAUUGUAACUCUGAGCCAGCACCGUUUAGGACAAGCACACCUGCUCCAGAGAUGAUGAUGAGUAUGAGUAAAAGUUCGGGGUCGCUCGCAGCUCAAGGUGGACAAGGCAUUAGUCCUCAAGCAGGUAGUCAGAACCAGGUGGGAGCACAGAGUCAACAACACCGUCAGCAGGACCAUCAAGAUGCGUGUACAAGUACUAGGAUGUUGUUGCACCAACAGGAUACAUCAAUUACAAGCCCAGCAACAGGGUUACGAAAUACCACAGGCGGAGCAGGUCUACCUCACCAUCUAGGAGGUGGACUGUUCGCUGAUCACCAGCAGCAGCAACAGGGCUGUAACGGAGGCUUUCCUGGAGACUCGCAGCAGCAGAUCCGCAGUGCGCCAUCAUCACCGACCCAUCCUCCAAGCGUUCACCAUCCACCUAUACCGCACUAUGCUAGCACUGGCGGCAUUGGCAACAAGCACGAUUUGGUCGACAUGCUUGACUUAGACUUCAAAGGCGGCCCGCUUACUGGCUAUCAACCUCAACAGUCCUCUGCUGGGUUCCAACAACAUCCACAGAGCUCGUUACAGAGCUCGUUGCCACUGCUAGAGAACGAUCAAGCAAGUGCAAGGGCAUUUGAUCCGGUCACAGCCGUCUUCGGUGGUGCAAGCGCGAUACGCGAAUGUUGCCAUAACUCUUUCGCUCCUUUGCAACAAGAAGGUGCUCAAGGAGAAGGGACUAGACUUGGUGGCAGCUGA